AUGUGUCGACCACAUGCAAUUUUUGAGAAAAGUUUCGCUGUCUAUUUGACUCCAUUAGUCAAGCGCGCGUUGCUGUAUUUACUAUUAAUUGAACGAAAGAAUAUCCUCCCUAUUUAUUGGAAAACAAUGACAACGGUAACACGACGUAAGCCUGUAUCGUCGUCAACGACAAACAGUGGCGGAACAUAUAAUGAUUUGGCUAGUAAUAGUAUUUCUCAAUCCAAUCAAAAUGAUCGGGAAAGUCGAGAUAGAGAUGAUGAAGGUGAAAAUGACGAUGAUAAAGAAACACGUCUAACACUUAUGGAAGAAGUACUUCUGCUUGGUUUGAAAGAUCGAGAAGGUUACACAUCGUUCUGGAAUGAUUGUAUUUCAUCAGGUUUACGGGGAUGUAUUUUAACGGAAUUAGGUUUUCGUGGACGUGUCGAACUCGAAAAAACUGGUGCACGUCGUAAAGCAAUAUCCAAUCGAAAAGUUAUGCUACUCGAUGAUACAGCUACAGGCGAUGUCCUACUCGAUGAAGCUCUACGACAUAUUAAAGAAACACAACCACAAGAAACAGUGCAAAGUUGGAUUGAAUAUCUCAGUGGCGAAUGCUGGAAUCCAUUGAAAUUAAAAUAUCAAUUACGAAAUGUUCGUGAACGUUUGGCAAAGAAUCUCGUCGAUAAAGGUAUUUGCAGUACAGAGAAACAAAAUUUCUUUCUGUUUGAUAUGACAACACAUCCGCUCAACGAUAAUGUACACAAAAUGAAAUUGAUAAAAAGACUCCAAGAUAGCGUCCUAUCACGCUGGCCGAAUGAUCCACGUCGUAUGGACAGACGAAUCCUAGCCUUAAUCUACUUGGCGCAUGCAAGUGAUGUCUUGGAAAAUGCUUUCACAUCUUUAUCUGAUGAAGAUUAUGAAGUUGCUAUGAAACAUGUACGUGAAUUACUUGAUCUUGACCCCGAUCAGGAAUCGAGCAAAUACGAUCCCAAAAUGGAAACAAUGUGGGCUGUUGUAUCAGCAUUUAACAAAUAG
This is a messenger RNA of Adineta ricciae, 1014 nucleotides long. Lineage: Eukaryota; Metazoa; Rotifera; Eurotatoria; Adinetida; Adinetidae. The record is from the annotation of a GenBank genome assembly.